Oppiella nova is the source of this 1020-nucleotide messenger RNA. The record is from the annotation of a GenBank genome assembly. NCBI's taxonomy places the organism in Eukaryota, Metazoa, Arthropoda, Arachnida, Sarcoptiformes, Oppiidae.
AUGGAUAAAUUGCAUUGCGAGCUAUUGCCCACAAAUAACAGUAUAAGUGUGCUGUUGGGGACAGGCUGGUUUAGCGGGUAUGUUGGCUAUAAGAAGGAACACAAUGUCUACGGUUUGGAUCAGCACUUGUUGUUUGAAUUGCAUAUCCAGUACGAGAACAAUAAGACACAGAUUGUUAAGUCAGACAACACGUGGAAAGUGAGCACCGGUUCCCUCAUGUACUCCGAUCUACUACAGGGAGAGUUGUAUUACGAGAGCCGGGAGGUGAAGGACUGGACAUUACCCGAGUUUGAUGACAGCCACUGGCCAUCAGUGGUGACAAAGCCUAUCGACAAACACGUGGCAAUAGUGGCUGAUAGGGCUGAGCCGGUUCGGGUGACCAAAGAGUUGUCCCCAAAGACUAAAUACGAGAGCAAACCUGGGGUUUGGGUGUUUGACUUCGAGCAGAAUAUGGUCGGUUGGGAUAACGUUCCCCAAGUCAUACAAUGCGAGUCGAGUCCAGUUAAGGCACGCGGAGGCACUAAUAAAUACGAGAGCAAACCUGGGGUUUGGGUGUUUGACUUCGAGCAGAAUAUGGUCGGUUGGGUUAGGAUAACGUUCCCCAAGUCAUACAAUGCGAGUCGAGUCCAGUUAAGGCACGCGGAGGCACUAUACGCCAACGGAACCGUAUAUACAAUGAACUUGCGGACGGCCUUAGCUAUCGAUACCUAUGUGUUGGACAAGGCCAACACCACCUCUAAUAACACAUUUGAGCCCAACUUCACGACACACGGGUUCAGGUACGUUGAGAUUACGGGAUACCCGGGUGAACCACAACUGAAUAGCAUAAAGGGAGUGGUCAUGAAUUCGGACACAGCUUUUGACUCGUAUUUCGAGACGUCCAACGCUAUGGUAAACAAGUUGUACUCAAACAUCCAUUGGGGCCAAAGGGGUAACUUUUUGUCGGUGCCCACCGACUGUCCCCAACGGGACGAGCGGUUGGGAUGGAUGGGCGACGGAGAGGUGUUCGCGCCGACCGCU